This is a messenger RNA of Pteronotus mesoamericanus, 1813 nucleotides long. It is a transcript of the gene B4GALT7, whose product is annotated as beta-1,4-galactosyltransferase 7. Gene Ontology annotation, cellular component: Golgi apparatus. NCBI's taxonomy places the organism in Eukaryota, Metazoa, Chordata, Mammalia, Chiroptera, Mormoopidae. Gene Ontology annotation, biological process: carbohydrate metabolic process; proteoglycan biosynthetic process. Bases 100 to 1239 code for a protein of 379 amino acids. The record is from RefSeq and is a predicted model, not a curated record. Gene Ontology annotation, molecular function: xylosylprotein 4-beta-galactosyltransferase activity. The transcript has 7 exons.
GGAGGGGCGGGGCAGGAGGUGGAGGCGCCGCGUAAGCCGGCGAGGCCGGGCCCGCCCGGCUGGGAGCUCGAGCCCCAUGCACCGCCGCCUCCCCUCACGAUGUUCCCCUCCCGGAGGAAAGCGGCGCAGCUACCCUGGGAGGACGGCAGGUGGGAUAGUUCCCCAUGCUCAUCUCCCCGGUCUCCACCCCACCCCCAAAAAGAGCUCAGAGGGAGAAUUUGUAGAGGCUCCAGCCUUCCCAGGCCAGUGGCAGGAUUGGCUUCUGCUCCUCCCCAGCGGAAACCCCCACCACAGGACAAUGGGGGGUCCAGGCUGCUCCCCAGCAGCCUCCACCGGAAAUGCUCCAUCUUCCACCUCUUCGUCGCCUGUCUCUUGCUGGGCUUCCUCUCCCUGCUCUGGCUGCAGCUCAGCUGCUCUGGUGACAUGGCCUGGGCAGCCAGGGCACAAGGGCAGGAGACCUCGGGCCCUCCCCGGGCCUGCCCCCCAGAGCCCCCACCUGAGCACUGGGAAGAAGACCCGUCGUGGGGGCCCCACCGCCUGGCAGUGCUGGUGCCCUUCCGUGAGCGCUUCGAGGAGCUUCUGGUCUUCGUGCCCCACAUGCAUCGCUUCCUGAGCAGGAAGAAGAUCCCACACCACAUCUACGUGCUCAACCAGGUGGAUCAUUUCAGGUUCAACCGGGCGGCACUCAUCAACGUGGGCUUCCUGGAGAGCGGCAACAGCACGGACUACAUCGCCAUGCACGACGUGGACCUGCUCCCUCUCAACGAGGAGCUGGACUAUGGCUUCCCGGAGGCAGGGCCCUUCCACGUGGCCUCCCCAGAGCUCCACCCGCUCUACCACUACAAGACCUAUGUCGGCGGCAUCCUGCUGCUCUCCAAGCAGCACUACCGGCUGUGCAACGGGAUGUCCAACCGCUUCUGGGGCUGGGGCCGUGAGGAUGACGAGUUCUACCGGCGCAUCCAAGGAGCUGGGCUCCAGCUAUUCCGCCCUUCAGGAAUCACAACUGGAUACAAGACAUUUCGCCACCUGCAUGACCCAGCCUGGCGGAAGAGGGACCAGAAGCGCAUUGCUGCUCAAAAACAGGAGCAGUUCAAGGUGGACCGGGAGGGAGGCCUGAGCACUGUGAAGUACCGCGUGGAGGCCCGCACAGCCCUGUCUGUGGGCGGGGCCCCGUGCACCGUUCUCAACAUCCUGUUGGACUGUGACAAGGCUGCUACCCCCUGGUGCACAUUUGGCUGAGUUGGCUGGACAGUAAGAAGGCCAGUACCUAUAGGCCACACUGCUACUCAGGCCCUGGACAAAGCCUCAGUUCCCGGGCCCAGUCUGAUAGGACGUGGAGUGGCCUGAAGCAGCGGACAGCAAGCCACGUGUCUGCAGCCAGGGCAGGACACACAGGCCGCCGGGGACGCUGCUCGCAGUAAGCUGAUGCGGGGGGCCGCUGCGGCGCCCGGCCGCCCCCUGCGCCCCACCUCUGCCUGCCCUGCUCUGUCUGCCUUCGCGCACCUGGAUCUGUGGGCCUUGGUUCCCCACUCAGCACCACCUCGUACAGAGGUGAGGUGUAGAGGCAAGGCCGCCAAACACGUGGCCAGGGCCAUUGGGAGGGUUAAAGUGCAGACAAGAGAGUACAGGCCCCACAGAAAGGGACACCGAGAGCCACUCUAGCUGGUGUCACACAUGGGAAUGUGGGCCUGGCAUUGCUGGAUCUUCUGAUUUUUCAAGAGAAACUAGAAUUCUGGAUUCUUAAGUGAAAUCAGUUAAUUAUUAAAUAAUAGCAGCUAAUUAAAACUCAAAAAGUAUGGCAAUCCAAACAAAA